Messenger RNA from Heteronotia binoei (common prickly gecko), 1071 nucleotides. Its product is annotated as veficolin-1-like. The record is from RefSeq and is a predicted model, not a curated record. Bases 35 to 1015 code for a protein of 326 amino acids. The transcript is spliced from 8 exons. NCBI's taxonomy places the organism in Eukaryota, Metazoa, Chordata, Lepidosauria, Squamata, Gekkonidae.
AUUUUAAGAGGUAGACAAGGUUCUGCAAGUCAAGAUGACCACCUGGCUUAGCUUUCUGGUGGUGCUGGUAUUCCUGAUAGUUGUGUCUAUGAUGAAAGAAAGCUAUGGACAGGAGACAGAAGCUACCUGCUGUGCAGAGCUAAAGCGCUUAUCUCAGUGUGGAGCAGACAAGGUUUUCCUCCAGGGCCAGCCAGGCACACCAGGAAUUCCAGGUGUGCCAGGAACAAAUGGAUUGCCUGGAGCUAAGGGUGACACAGGCCCUCAGGGCCCCCCAGGGGAGAGAGGAUCUACUGGAGCAACUGGGAAAGCUGGACCCAAAGGAGACCAAGGAGAUUCAUGCAGUUGUACCAGCAACCAGCAGCAAGAAACCAGAGCCAGAAACUGCAAAGAGCUUCUAGAAUUUGGAGAGACACUAAAUGGCUGGUACACUAUCUAUCCGGUGCCAGGGAAAACAAUGACUGUCUUCUGUGACAUGGAGACUGAUGGAGGAGGAUGGCUGGUAUUCCAGAGGCGGCAGGAUGGAUCAGUGAAUUUCUACCGUGGGUGGCAGUCCUACAAGAAAGGAUUUGGGAACCAAGCUUCAGAAUUCUGGCUGGGCAAUGAUAAAAUCCAUCUUCUCACAAAUUCUGGAAUACAACAGCUACGGAUUGAUACCAGGGAUUUCAAUGACACCAACACUUAUGCUGCAUAUACCACUUUCCGAAUCUUGAGUGAGGAGGAAAACUACCAGCUACGAGUGGGAUCGUACGUAGGUGGUAACAUGGGUGAUUCCUUCUCAUCACAUAAGGGCAUGAACUUCUCUGCACUGGACAAGGAUAAUGACAUCUAUGACAAAGGAAGCUGUGCGGUAUCCUACAAGGGUGGCUGGUGGUAUAGUGCCUGCCACUCUUCUAAUCUGAAUGGCCUGUACCUCAGAGGCACACACACUUCUUAUGCCAAUGGCAUCAACUGGGUUGCUGGAAAGGGGGCCUAUUAUUCUUACAAAUAUGCAGAUAUGAAAAUUAGACCACAGUAGAUGAAUCAAGCACUUCGGGCUCUGAAUGGCCAUAAUGGAUCUGCUCCAUAAACUUA